This is a messenger RNA of Elephantulus edwardii (Cape elephant shrew), 2916 nucleotides long. It is a transcript of the gene MCM2, whose product is annotated as minichromosome maintenance complex component 2. Lineage: Eukaryota; Metazoa; Chordata; Mammalia; Macroscelidea; Macroscelididae. Gene Ontology annotation, biological process: DNA replication; mitotic DNA replication initiation; double-strand break repair via break-induced replication. Gene Ontology annotation, cellular component: nucleus; MCM complex. The transcript has 17 exons. The record is from RefSeq and is a predicted model, not a curated record. Gene Ontology annotation, molecular function: single-stranded DNA helicase activity; single-stranded DNA binding; ATP binding. Bases 1 to 2916 code for a protein of 971 amino acids.
AUGGCGGUGAGCUGCGCCCCCGAAAUCCAGGCCGUGCCGGGUGGUGUCCAUGGGACCCUCACGGAAGUUAAUGGGGCCACACGAGGCCGGCGAGAACGGAUGCGGGAACCUCGGGGCUUUGCGCCUUCUGGUUGCCAGGCCUGUGCCCUGUUCUGGCCGAUCCAGAACCAGACCUUCCAUGCCCAGGCCGGCCUCUGGGAUCGAGAAUCAUCCGAAUCCUUUACUGGGGCCUCCAGCCCUGCCCGGCCCCGCAGAGGCACUGACCCUCUCACCUCCAGCCCUGGCCGAAGCUCCCGGCGCACUGAUGCUCUUACCUCCAGCCCAGGUCGAGACCUUCCUCCCUUCGAGGAUGAAUCUGAAGGGCUGCUGGGCACCGAGGGGCCCUUGGAGGAAGAGGAAGAAGAUGGAGAGGAGCUCAUUGGGGAUGGCAUGGAGAGGGACUAUCGUGCCAUCCCGGAGCUGGAUGUCUAUGAGGCCGAGGGAUUGGCUCUGGACGAUGAGGAUGUGGAGGAGUUGACCGCCAGUCAGAGGGAGGCCGCCGAACGGGCCAUGAGGCAGCGGGACCGAGAAGCAGGCCGUGGCCUGGGCCGCAUGCGUCGUGGGCUGCUGUAUGACAGUGACGAGGAGGAUGACGAGCGCCCCGCUCGGAAACGCCGCCUGGUGGAGCAAGCCACAGAGGACGGUGAGGAGGACGAGGAGAUGAUUGAGAGCAUCGAGAAUCUGGAGGACCUGAAGGGCCACACUGUGCGAGAGUGGGUGAGCAUGGCAGGUCCCCGGCUGGAGAUCCAUCACCGGUUCAAGAACUUCCUGCGGACCCAUGUGGAUGGGCAUGGCCACAAUGUCUUCAAGGAGCGCAUCAGCGACAUGUGCAAAGAGAAUCGUGAGAGCCUCGUGGUGAACUAUGAGGACCUGGCAGCCAGGGAGCAUGUGCUUGCCUACUUCCUGCCAGAGGCACCAGCAGAACUGCUGCAGAUCUUUGACGAAGCUGCCCUGGAGGUGGUGUUGGCUAUGUACCCCAAGUAUGACCGCAUUGCCAGCCACAUCCAUGUCCGCAUCUCCCAUCUGCCCCUGGUGGAGGAACUGCGGUCUCUGAGACAGCUGCACCUGAAUCAGCUGAUCCGCACAAGUGGAGUGGUGACUAGCUGCACAGGUGUCCUGCCCCAGCUCAGCCUGGUCAAGUACAACUGCAACAAGUGCAACUUUGUCCUGGGACCAUUCUGCCAGUCACAGAACCAGGAAGUGAAGCCAGGCUCCUGUCCUGAGUGUCAAUCAGCCGGCCCCUUCGAAGUCAACAUGGAAGAGACCAUCUAUCAGAACUACCAGCGCAUCCGAAUUCAAGAGAGUCCAGGCAAGGUGGCGGCUGGCCGGCUGCCCCGCUCCAAGGAUGCCAUUCUCCUUGCUGAUCUAGUGGACAGCUGCAAACCAGGAGACGAGAUAGAGCUGACUGGCAUCUACCACAACAACUACGACGGCUCCCUCAACACUGCCCAUGGCUUCCCUGUCUUUGCUACGGUCAUCCUGGCCAACCAUGUGGCCAAGAAGGACAAUAAAGUGGCUGUAGGAGAACUGACUGACGAGGACGUGAAGAUGAUCACCAGCCUGUCCAAGGAUCAGCAGAUCGGGGAGAAGAUCUUUGCCAGUAUUGCACCUUCCAUCUAUGGCCAUGAAGACAUCAAGAGAGGUCUGGCACUGGCUCUGUUUGGAGGGGAGCCCAAAAACCCAGGUGGUAAGCACAAGGUCCGAGGUGAUAUCAAUGUGCUGCUGUGUGGAGAUCCUGGCACAGCUAAGUCUCAGUUCCUCAAAUAUAUCGAGAAAGUCUCAAGCCGGGCCAUCUUCACCACUGGCCAGGGGGCUUCUGCGGUAGGCCUGACGGCAUAUGUCCAGCGGCAUCCUGUUAGCAGGGAGUGGACCUUAGAAGCUGGUGCCUUGGUUCUGGCUGACCGAGGAGUGUGUCUUAUCGAUGAGUUUGACAAAAUGAAUGACCAGGACAGAACCAGCAUCCAUGAGGCUAUGGAGCAACAAAGCAUCUCUAUUUCAAAGGCUGGUAUCGUCACCUCCCUGCAGGCUCGUUGCACCGUCAUUGCUGCUGCUAACCCCAUAGGAGGGCGCUACGAUCCCUCACUCACCUUCUCAGAAAAUGUGGACCUUACAGAGCCCAUCAUCUCACGCUUCGACAUCCUGUGUGUGGUGAGAGACGUAGUGGAUCCAGUCCAGGAUGAGAUGCUGGCCCGCUUUGUGGUGGGCAGCCAUGUCCGACACCACCCCAGCAAUAAGGAGGAGGAGGGGCUGAGUGGUGGCAGUGUCCCCGAGCCGGCCAUGCCCAACACGUAUGGCCUGGAGCCUCUACCGCAGGAGGUCCUGAAGAAGUACAUCAUCUAUGCCAAGGAGAAGGUCCACCCAAAGCUCAACCAGAUGGAUCAAGACAAAGUAGCCAAGAUGUAUAGUGACCUGAGGAAAGAAUCUAUGGCAACGGGCAGCAUUCCCAUUACGGUGCGGCACAUUGAGUCCAUGAUCCGGAUGGCAGAGGCCCACGCGCGCAUCCACCUGCGGGACUACGUGAUAGAGGAUGAUGUCAACAUGGCCAUUCGAGUGAUGCUGGAGAGCUUCAUCGACACGCAGAAGUUCAGUGUCAUGCGCAGCAUGCGGAAGACAUUUGCUCGCUAUCUGUCAUUCCGGCGCGAUAACAAUGAGUUGUUGCUGUUUAUAUUGAAGCAGUUAGUGGCAGAUCAAGUGACAUAUCAGCGCAACCGCUUUGGGGCCCAGCAGGACACUAUAGAAGUGCCUGAAAAAGACUUGGUGGACAAGGCACGUCAGAUCCACAUACACAACCUCUCCGCUUUUUAUGACAGUGAACUCUUCAGGAUGAACAAGUUCAGCCAUGACGUGAAGCGGAAAAUGAUCCUUCAGCAGUUCUAG